UUGUGAUGAAGAGCCUGGACCCAAUCAAACUCCUGAGGGUUUGUGUAGGUGAGUCAGCAGCAUGGGCCUCACUGCCUCUGACAUCCACAGUGCCAGGGGAGUGUGGAGCAGCUUCUGCUCCAGAGGGAAUGAACUGGAUCACACAGAACUGGAAAUCAAAAAAUCAAAAAUCUGCCUGCAUACAUAAGAAUUUGGCUGCUCCUAAACUCAGUUUGGGGAGGGCACAAAGCUGAACCACACAGGGUGCUGACCUCCAUCAGCACAUGUAUGUGUUCCUCAUGGUCUGCACAUCUCCCCUUUUUCCAAGUGUUGGAGCAGGGAGUUUUUCCAGGUGCCUGACUGUGGGACCUUCCAAAUUCCAGCUGUAUCUGUAAGUGCAGGGCCUGUAUUUCUCACCUGUGCUUCUCUGAGUCCUCUCUUCAGGUUUUGUUGUCCUUCACUGUCAGCAAAUGGGAGUCAAUGCUGCAGCCUGAGCACAAGGAAGGUGUCCAUAGGCAGAAGACAGCUGAGCUGGGAUCCCUUUGUGGCAGAAAUACUUCACUGCAUCCCAGAGCUUCCUGAUGUUUGCAACAAACUUAUGUGCCAAAACUGGGAAGAUCAAGCUGGAUACAGAGGCCAGGAUUCCUGGGUGGCUGAGGGAGCUAAGCUUGUCCUUCACACUGAGGUGGUAAAGCAAGAGCCUGUUCUGACCUGGGAAAGUUCAGAAUAAACACAGCCCUUGUCUGAGGCUGGUGAGACUGUGCUCAUUCUGCACACCCGUUAACUCUGUCCCUGCAGCCCUGCAUUCGAUUCUUGCCAAGGAGGAGACUGUGCCAGCAGCACUUGGGCACUUUGAAGAUGGUGCUGCUGUUCUGACCCUGCUCCAACUGAAAUUACUCUGUCUCUUUUCAUCUUCCCUUGGAUGAUGGGGCAGACAAUUAUGAAGAGGGCAAGCUUUGUCUUGAAGCAGGACCCAGAGAGGAAUGGAGACUCCCUUGGAUGUUUUGUCCAGAGCAGCAUCUCUGGUCCAUGCUGAUGAUGAGAAGCGUGAAGCGGCGCUGAGAGGGGAGCCCCGAAUGCAGCCCCUGCAAUCCCCCGCGCUCAGCAACCACCGCACGGGCCCGCCGCCCAUCAGCCCCAGCAAGAGGAAGCUCAGCAUGGACCAAGGGGACGAGGAGCUGGACUGUGACAACGACCACGUCUCCAAAAUGAGCCGCAUGUUCAACCCGCAUCUAACCAAGACUGCCAACGGGGAUUACCGGAAGGAGCACCGGGAGCGGAGCCGCAGCCCCAUCGAGCGGGCGGCUGCCCCCACCAUGAGCCUCCACGCCAACCACAUGUACGCCUCCAUCCCCAGCCUGAGCAUGGAGCAGCCCCUCGCACUGACCAAAAACAGCGUGGAUGCAGCCAGGACAGUCGGCAUCUCCCCCAGCCUGAGCAGCGUGGAGCGGCAGCAGAACCGUCCCUCUGUGAUCACCUGUGCUUCUGCCAACAACCGCAACUGCAACCUGUCCCACUGCCCCAUCGCCCACAGCGCCUGCGCCGGGGCUGCCUACAGGAGACCCUCCAGCUCCACCACUGCGUGUGACCCGGUGGUGGAGGAGCACUUCCGCAGGAGCCUCGGCAAGAACUACAAGGAGCCCGAGCCGGUGGCGAACUCGGUGUCCAUCACGGGCUCCGUGGAUGAUCACUUUGCCAAAGCUCUGGGGGACACGUGGCUGCAGAUCAAGGCUGCCAAGGACGGCGUGGGCAGCAGCCCCGAGUCAGCGUCGCGGCGGGGCCAGGCCUCCCCUUCCUCCCACAUGGUCAACCACAAUCACUCGCCCUCCGUGGUCUCCUGA
Cinclus cinclus is the source of this 1820-nucleotide messenger RNA. It is a transcript of the gene VGLL4, whose product is annotated as vestigial like family member 4. The coding region runs from base 963 to 1820 and encodes 285 amino acids. The transcript has 8 exons. Gene Ontology annotation, biological process: negative regulation of DNA-templated transcription. The record is from RefSeq and is a predicted model, not a curated record. Gene Ontology annotation, molecular function: transcription coactivator binding. Lineage: Eukaryota; Metazoa; Chordata; Aves; Passeriformes; Cinclidae.